Messenger RNA from Rubroshorea leprosula, 1172 nucleotides. The record is from the annotation of a GenBank genome assembly. NCBI's taxonomy places the organism in Eukaryota, Viridiplantae, Streptophyta, Magnoliopsida, Malvales, Dipterocarpaceae.
CUUCCUUCACAGCAGAAAGAAUCAAAUGGAAGUAGCCUCCAUUUCCACAGAUGAAGGGACAUUAUCAGCAUCACAGAAUCACCUCAAUUUCACCUCUUUAGGGUUCCUCUUCUAUUAUGAAUCCCAACUCCUCCGUUCCAUCUGCAGCAAACCCAUCAAUACCCAUCCUAUUCUCCCUCAACCUCUGUUUUUACGUUGUCACCUAGCAUGCUCAAUUCCAACGGGAAGAAGGAAUAGGAUUGGGAAAGGGAAUACAGUUUUGAGGGUGCUUGCGGUGGAGGAAGUGGUGAAUGCAAGGUACGGAGUGAUUGAGCAGUCGGCAUUGUUGUUGAGGAAUGCGUGGCCUAAGGUUUCACGGUUUGUAAGAUUUUCAAAGACCAAGGUGUGAUUCUGACCGCACUUUAGGUCUAUCUGCAUUAUUCUCAAUGGCACAGACUUCUAUCACUACACUUGUGGCCAUGGAAUGUUUGCUUUCUUUGUUUGAUGAUUGAUGAUUCUUGUAAUUAGUGAAUAGCAAUUGAAAUUUGAAUUUUGUUCCAGGCAUUUGACUUUCAGACAACUUUGAGAAACGAACCAUUCUUGCAGCUUUUCCAUUCUCUAUAUGUAUAUCCUUUAACUGUGAGCUUGAGUUGGAAAAGGAAUCUAUUCGAAGGAGUUGAGCUAAGAAAGGAUGAUGCAGUUGUUUGUAGACAACCUUUGGAGGUAAAAUUGUUGAGUGAUACUUUGCAUUAUGAUUUUAAACUCAUCUUAUUGUUCUUUCUGUGUUACUGAUAUAUGGCUAAGCAAUGUAUCCAAGGGAACCUGGUUUAUCACUUCAGAAGUGGGCUCACACGCAAGUUGCUGUUGGUGCUCGGGUGGCCUGCUACCAUGAUGAAAUUAAAGUUUCUCUCCCUGCUGUUUGGACACCAUUGCAUCACCUUAUGUUCACUUUCUUCCAUGUUGAUCUUCAAAUGAAAUUAGAAGCUCCAAAAAUAGUAGUAAUUGGACAUGCAGCACUUCCAUUAUCCACCCAUGCACAGUAUGCAACUGCUUUAUGUUUGUCAUCUUUUGUUUUAUUUCUUUCCUUGAUGAUCUAUUAACUUACAUUAUUUGUUCUGCUACUGGAGUGAUUGGUGUGGUAGUUCAUGGUAUUGGAAAUAAACAGGGGGCAGAAAUAUAAUCACCUAUUCGGU